Messenger RNA from Bipolaris zeicola 26-R-13, 246 nucleotides. RefSeq lists its product as uncharacterized. The record is from RefSeq and is a predicted model, not a curated record. The annotation marks the transcript as partial. The transcript has a single exon. NCBI's taxonomy places the organism in Eukaryota, Fungi, Ascomycota, Dothideomycetes, Pleosporales, Pleosporaceae.
UUUACUCCGCAUAAGGACUUCGAUAUCUCUAUUAUCUGGCACAACUUAGACUCUCGGAGCGACUUUCUUACGUUUCGCAAGGAGUCGCAGGGACCAAUUGAGCGCAUUCUAAUCGAUUUCGCAAGAGUACUAGAGAGUGGGAUGUUUACGGUGUAUAGUGUAAAUGCUUACUCGCAUUUAUUCUGUGUGACAGUAGCUUGUGAAAAGAACAAAGAUGAGGGAGUUAUGGACUUGGUGUUGAGUGUG